AUGAACCCAUUUGCAAGUAAUCCUCCUGCUAGGCCUCCAAGCUCCACCUAUCGCCCAGUGGCCCAACUUGUCGACUCCUCCAUGAAGGUCUUCGUUGUCAGUGUUCCUCCAAAUAGGGACAUCAUGGAGUCCAUCUUGGAGAUUGCUCAUAGGGACCAUGUUAGUAUCGCCAUUCUUAGUGCCUCUGGCACGAUUAGAAAUGUGACCCUACGCAACUCCACCCAUAGCAGUAUUCCUACACGCGGGCCCUUCACCUUACUCUCCCUCUCUGGUUCCUACAUAUAUAACAUCCUCCACACCCUUCAUCCCGGAGCCACCCCUCCCUUCCCUUUGUCUUUCGCGAUCAAUCUCUCAACCCCUCAUGGGCAAAUCUUUGGUGGUGUGAUCAGUGGCAGUGUAAUUGCCGGUGAGAAUGUUACCCUAACAGUCUCCACCUUUAACAAUAGAUGUCUUUGA
Molecule: messenger RNA, 456 nt
Organism: Sphenostylis stenocarpa
Lineage: Eukaryota; Viridiplantae; Streptophyta; Magnoliopsida; Fabales; Fabaceae
Source: the annotation of a GenBank genome assembly